CGGCUGCUGCUGCUGCUCGGCGGCGUCUCGCUGCUGGCGGCCACAGUGGGCGCAGACAUUUUCAUGGAGGCUUGCUGCGCUGACGGACAUCGGAUGGCCACUCAGCACAAGGACUGCUCGCUGCCCUAUGCCUCGGAAUCCAAAGAAUGCAGGAUGGUCCAGGAGCAGUGCUGUCACGGCCGCCUGGAGGAGCUGCACUGUGCCAUCGGCAUCAACCUAGCCAGCGAGCAGGACAGCUGCACCACACCCCACAGGGACAACGCCAGCCUGGAGGCCAUGUUCGUGAAGAAGUGCUGCCACUGCUGCCUGCUGGGGAGGGCGGCCCAGGCGCAGGGCCAGAGCUGCGAGUAUAGCCUCAUGGUCGGCUACCAGUGCGGGCUGGUCUUCCGGGCCUGCUGCGUGAAGGGCCAGGAGAACGCGGACUUCGCGCCUGGGGACGUCGGAGACCUCCAGGAGACCGCGAAGAUUUCUGAGGUCGAGGAGGAGCAAGAGGACCCAUACCUGAACGACCGCUGCCGGGGCGGUGGGCCUUGCAAACAGCAAUGCCGUGACACGGGGGAGGAGGUAGUCUGCUCGUGCUUUGUGGGAUACCAGCUGCUGCCAGAUGGCGUCUCCUGUGAAGAUGUCAACGAGUGCAUCACGGCCAGCCACAGCUGCCGGCUCGGGGAGUCGUGCAUCAAUACCGUGGGCUCGUUCCGCUGUCAGCGGGACAGCAGCUGCGGCACUGGCUACGAGCUUACCGACAACAAUGACUGCAAAGAUAUUGACGAGUGUGAGAGUGGUAUUCAUAACUGCCUCCCCGAUUUUAUCUGUCAGAAUACUCUGGGAUCCUUCCGCUGCAGACCCAAACUACAGUGCAAGAAUGGCUUUAUACAAGAUGCUUUAGGCAACUGUAUUGAUAUCAAUGAGUGUUUAAGCAUCAGUGCCCCAUGCCCUGUCGGGCAAAUGUGCAUCAACACGGAGGGUUCCUACACGUGCCAGAAGAAUGUGCCCAACUGUGGCCGUGGCUACCACCUCAACGAGGAGGGGACUCGCUGUGUAGACGUGGACGAAUGUGCGCCGCCCUCAGAGCCCUGUGGGGCAGGGCACCGCUGUGUGAAUACCCCGGGCAGCUUCCGCUGCGAGUGCAGGGUUGGCUACUACUUCGAUGGCAUCAGCAGGACGUGCGUGGACAUCAACGAGUGCCAGCGCUACCCCGGGCGCCUGUGCGGCCACAAGUGCGAGAACACGCCAGGCUCCUACCACUGCAGCUGCUCUGUGGGCUUCCGGCUCUCUGUCGAUGGCCGCUCGUGUGAAGACGUGAACGAGUGCAGCAGCAGCCCGUGCAGCCAGGAGUGCGCCAACGUGUACGGCUCCUACCAGUGCUACUGCCGGCGAGGCUACCAGCUGAGCGACGUGGACGGGGUCACCUGCGAAGAUAUCGACGAGUGUGCCCUGCCCACCGGGGGCCACAUCUGCUCCUACCGCUGCAUCAAUGUCCCCGGGAGCUUCCAGUGCAGCUGCCCUUCAUCUGGCUACAGGCUGGCCCCCAAUGGACGCAACUGUCAAGACGUUGACGAGUGUGUAACUGGCAUCCACAACUGCUCCAUCAACGAGACCUGCUUCAAUAUCCAAGGUGGCUUCCGCUGCCUGGCCUUCGAGUGCCCGGAGAACUACCGCCGCUCCGCAGACACGGGGCUCCGCCCAGAAAAGACAGACACCAUCCGCUGCUUCAAGUCCUGCCGCCCUAGCGACGUCACCUGUGUGCUGGACCCGGUGCACACCAUCUCCCACACCGUCGUCUCGCUGCCCACCUUCCGGGAGUUCACCCGUCCUGAAGAGAUCAUCUUCCUCCGGGCCGUCACACCGCUGUACUCUGCCAGCCAGGCCGACAUCAUCUUCGACAUCACAGAAGGGAACCUGAGGGACUCCUUCGACAUCAUCAAGCGCUACAUGGACGGCAUGACUGUGGGUGUCGUACGCCAAGUGCGGCCCAUUGUGGGUCCGUUUCACGCCGUCCUGAAGCUGGAGAUGAACUACGUGGUCGAGGGUGUAGUCUCUCACAGAAAUGUCGUCAAUGUUCACAUCUUCGUCUCUGAGUACUGGUUCUGAGGGCUGGACCAUGGUGCAGCCAAGGGUGUGCCCCCAGGCCAAGUCAUUGCCACUAGCGACUGUGCCCUGUACUUGGUUGAACCCCUCUGACGUUUCUUAAUGUUCUGUAUUUGUUCGUAGCAUUAGGCCAACAUGUAUCAUGCAGAGCCGUAUGAGUACAUUUCUCUGGUGUAUUUUGGUGUUUAAUGAAUCCAGUUGCUCAACUGCUUGGUUGAAAA
Molecule: messenger RNA, 2309 nt
Organism: Tupaia belangeri chinensis (Chinese tree shrew)
Lineage: Eukaryota; Metazoa; Chordata; Mammalia; Scandentia; Tupaiidae
Gene: FBLN1
Product: fibulin 1
Exons: 17
Biological process (GO): extracellular matrix organization
Cellular component (GO): extracellular region
Molecular function (GO): peptidase activator activity; calcium ion binding
Source: RefSeq, a predicted model, not a curated record